Echinostoma caproni is the source of this 1152-nucleotide messenger RNA. The record is from the annotation of a GenBank genome assembly. Lineage: Eukaryota; Metazoa; Platyhelminthes; Trematoda; Plagiorchiida; Echinostomatidae.
AUGGGCCUAAUGAUAAUUGGAAGUUUGACUGCUUCCAUCCUAUUGUGCAUUUUUACAAUUGGCGUCAACAGUUCCCAGAUACCCUGGCCACCUGAAGCGGACUAUUCCACGCAACAAAUUGAUCAUUUUGCAUUCCCUCCGGCAAAUCAUACAUUCCUCCUGCGUUUCCUCUAUAAGGAUUAUCGCGAAAAUGGAAUUGGACCCAUUUUUUUCUACUGCGGCAACGAGGGUUCGAUUGAGUCCUUCUGGAACAAUACUGGAUUUAUGUUCGAGUUGGCCGAAACAAUGCAUGCACUUGUCAUAUUUGCCGAACACGUAAUUGGUUAUAUGAUUCCUACUUACUUGUUUUUGCCACAGCGCUACUACGGCCAAAGUCUACCGUUCCCUGACUCAUUUUCACAACCAUACAUCCAAUAUUUGUCAAUAGAACAGGCAUUGGCUGACUACGCUUAUCUGAUUGUGGAAUUGAAAGAACGCUUUAAUGCAGUUCGGUCACCGGUGAUUGCUUUUGGUGGCAGUUACGGUGGUAUGCUGGCUGCCUAUAUGCGUCUACGAUAUCCUCACCUGGUUACGGGCGCUCUGGCCUCGAGUGCACCCAUGUAUUGGGUUUCCGGUCUCAAAAGAUUUCAUGGUUUCUUUGAAGCCGUUACGCGGGAUUACCAAUGGACAGAUAAAAAAUGUGUGGCCUUAUUUAAGGCGGCUUAUGAUAAAAUGGAGGAGCUCGUUGAAGAACAAGACGGUCUGAACAAACUGUCGCGAGAGCUUCGUUUGUGUGAACCAAUGAAAAAUUUUGAUGACUAUAUGUGGAUGCUCAAAUGGUCCCGAAACGCUUUUGUCAUGAUGGCUAUGAUGGAUUAUCCGACCGAAGCAUCUUUCAUGGGUGAUUUACCAGCCUAUCCGGUGAAUGUCUCUUGUCAUGCAGCUCUCGCGGCGCAAGAUCCCAUUUCUGCAAUUCGAGACGCUGUCGGUGUCUUCUACAAUAGUUCGCAUCGGGAGAAGUGCUUCGAUUACAAAACGCAAUACAUUGAAUGCGCUGAUAUUACCGGUUGUGGCCUGGGAAAUGACUCUAUGGCUUGGGACUUUCAGGUAUACUCGAGCACAUGUCUCUUUUCUGAUUACUAUCUUCUUUCUUCCACACGACAUUUCGGCUGA